Messenger RNA from Carya illinoinensis, 2470 nucleotides. Its product is annotated as 26S rRNA (cytosine-C(5))-methyltransferase NOP2B-like. Gene Ontology annotation, molecular function: rRNA (cytosine-C5-)-methyltransferase activity; RNA binding. Gene Ontology annotation, biological process: maturation of LSU-rRNA; rRNA base methylation. The record is from RefSeq and is a predicted model, not a curated record. Lineage: Eukaryota; Viridiplantae; Streptophyta; Magnoliopsida; Fagales; Juglandaceae. Gene Ontology annotation, cellular component: nucleolus.
ACUCUGUACGAUUAACGGGGCUGUUACAGAGUUUUUGUUCUCAUAAACCCUAAAACCCCUAUCCGAUAAAACAUUCGAUUCGACGACUUCCUCAGCUGUAAUGGCCGGCAAUAAUAUAAAGGGUGCUAAACCACAAAAGCCUCCUCCCACAAAGAAGCAAAAGAGUGACUUUUUUACUGCUAGACUUGCAAAGAAAGAUGACUUUUCCGACCAUUCUGACAGCAUCGAUGAAAUAGAGCAACACGAGGAGUUUGAUGGAGAAGAGCAACAUUUUGGCUCUGGUUCAGAAAUCUCUUCUGAUGGGGAUGAUCUUCUAGCCGAUGAUUUCCUCCAAGGAAAUGAUGAUGAAGAAGGUAUUACGUUUCGCAAUUGUUAAGGUUCAUGAUUUGACUCGGAUGAAUCUGAUAUCGAGGAGAAGUCAAGAGCUAUUGAUGCUGAAAGGGACAGGGCCGAAAAAGAAGCAGUGGAGGAAUUGCAUCUCAACAUUAAAGAGGAGUCUGAUGAGUUUAGAUUGCCAACCAAGGAGGUUGAUUAUUGUUGUCGCGUUACAUGUUGUAUUUUAAUUGCUUGACUUUCGAAUUUUAUUAAAUUUUCUUUUUGAUUGGCUUGUAUCGUCAUGCUUAUUUCCCUUCUACUUCUGAAAUAACUUAUGAGCUUGAAGAAGAGGCACAUCGGCCCCCCGACCUUCCAAAUCUCCAAAGGCAGAUAAAAGAGAUUGUUCGAGUUGUUUCAAAUUUUAAGGCCUUGAGGCAGGAGGGAACGACAAGGAAGGAUUACAUUGGGCAGCUUAAGAAGAUGUUCCCCGUUGUUGAACUUCUGGAAAUUAUUGAAGCCUUUGAGAAGCCUCGACCCAUACGUUUGCGACCUAACACUUUAAAGACACGGAGGCGGGAUUUGGCAGAUGUUCUGAUAAACAGAGGUGUAAACCUAGAUCCCUUAAGCAAGUGGUCAAAAGUUGGACUGGCUGUAUAUGAUUCACAAGUGCCCAUUGGUGCAACUCCUGAAUAUAUGGCUGGUUUCUACAUGCUCCAGAGUGCAAGCUCUUUUUUGCCUGUUAUGGCCCUUGCUCCUCAAGAAAAGGAACGAAUUAUUGAUAUGGCGGCUGCACCGGGUGGCAAAACAACCUAUAUUGCUGCACUUGUGAAAAAUAGUGGAAUUAUUUUCGCAAAUGAGAUGAAGGCCCCUAGGCUUAAGUCACUCACUGCUAAUCUGCAUCGCAUGGGAGUGACGAACACCGUAGUUUGUAACUAUGACGGGAAGGAGCUCCCCAAGGUUUUGGGUGUCAACAGCAGAGUAUUGCUGGAUGCCCCUUGCAGUGGGACUGGGGUUACCUCUAAAGACGAGUCUGUUAAAAACUCAAAAAGCUCUGAAGAAAUACAGAAAUGUGCCCAUUUGCAGAAGCAACUCAUUCUUGCCGCAAUUGACAUGGUGGAUGCCCAUUUGAAAUCCAGGGGAUACGUUGUUUAUUCUACCUGCUCCAUAAUGCUUGCUGAGAAUGAAGCAGUUGUUGACUAUGCACUCAGGAAGAGGAAUGUUAAAUUGGUGUCUUGUGGGCUUGACUUUGGGCGUCCAGGGUUUAUCCGCUUUAGAGAACAACGCUUUCACCAGUACUUGGGAAACACAAGGCGUUUCUAUCCUCAUGUUCAAAAUAUGGACGGAUUUUUUGUGGCAAAAUUGAAAAAAAUAAGCAACUCAAAGCCAGUUGCAGAACCUUCUGAACCAUCCAAAACGGUGGAGCAAGGUUCAAGGACAAAUGAGAGCAGCAAUGGAAAGAAUACAGAUGAAUUGACGGUUGGCACUAUGAAAGAAAUAGAGGUUUUGGAAAAUGUUGUUGUUGAAAAUUAUAAAGAAGAAUCACGGGCAACUGCCAACCAGGGGAAGAAAAGGAAGUUCCCAUCAAGAGAGGAGGAGAAGAGAAAAAGGAAAUUCCCAUCAAGAGAGGAGAUAUCAAGAGCAAGGGAAGAGAAGAGAGGGGCGUUGAGGAAAAAGAGGCUGCACCGCUGAGGAGUGGAAGUAGAGGUCACACCAACGGCAACUCAUGAAUCAUGAUGGAUAAAUUCCUAAUGGUUUAAGUUGGGGUACGCAAGGAGCGGAGCGUUCACGAGAGAAGCUAUAUAGCUACUGUUUGCUUUUUGCAAUGCUGCCAUCACAACAGAAUCGAGGAAUUGAUAACCAAAAGGUUUGGCUUCUCGAAUAUUGUUGUCGGAAAAUUAUGCAUCCUUACCCUUAUCAUUAGUGUAGACACCUAUGCCACUGUUACUCAAAAGGAAAAAAGAUAUUGGAAGACAUUGAAAUGAUCGGGGUUUAUAGUGGUUGAUGGAAAAGAUUCCACAGUUGUCGGUCUUUAAAAUAAAACCAUGUUUCUUUAAUUUUUAUAUGUAUAUAUUAUAUUUGGCCAUUGCAUAUGUGAGCAUGUGAUGUGGGUGAACCAACUGGCCAUUUGGAAUAAAGGAAUCCUGUUUCUCUGGCA